GGUCCGUUGGAGAUAUUUUAGCUCUAAUUAUACCAUACCUACUACUGUAAGGCGUUUCUUUACCUAGAAAUAGCCUUUGGCUUAAAGGAGAGUUAACUUGCCUAGGGUAACAUACAGUAGCUUACUGAGAAUGGUGUAAGGACUUCACUGCCGAACAGGACAAGACGGGCAUGACAAUUUUCCAAGACAGGUAAUAGAUAAGACUGAACUGAACGAUUUUCCUAGAAAGUCGUCAGUUUUUCCAUUUCGAUAGCUCAGAACCGAGAGCUCGCUAGCAAGGCUAGAUAGAUGCAAACUAUUAUUCCCUCGUCCCUGUCAUUGGAUGUGAAAAAGGCACAUCUAACCUGGAUAUGGGAGGAUAGUCGAUGGCGUGCUUUCUCCACAAUUCCCCCCAAACGUGACGGUUCACACUCUCUCAAGAGGUACAUGCCAAUGCCUUUGUCGGAAAGGCGUUUUGUGACGAGCAAGUAUAUAUAAGUUAGGGGUAAAGUCGAGUAACACUUCUCUUCUGUAGCAACCCUUGCGGCCUAUAACCUCGAAUCUCUGCCGGCUUUGGCUCGCGUACUCUGUGAUAUCUGGCCCUACAUAUCCCCCCCUCCACCCCUCAUUUAUAUUAUCGCAGCUUUACGUGCUCAUAUACCUGUGAAAAGAGUUAUCAUAAUAAACCGUGGUUAUAAUGGCAGAAGAAAUAGCCAAACACUUUGAGACUCUUCAGCUCCAUGCGGGCCAUGAACCCGACUCGGCAACGAAUGCUCGCGCAGUCCCAAUCUACGCUACAACUAGCUUCACUUUCAAUGACUCGGCGCAUGGUGCUAGGCUGUUUAGCCUCAAGGAGUUUGGAAACAUUUACAGCCGUAUUAUGAACCCAACUGUGGAUGUUUUCGAGAAGCGAAUUGCUGCCCUGGAGGGAGGCGUGGCUGCGAUCGCAGCUUCGUCUGGUCAGUCAGCUCAGUUUAUGACAUUCGCUGCUCUUGCGCAAGCCGGUGACAACAUCGUCUCAACUACCAAUCUUUACGGUGGCACAUACAACCAGCUCAAAGUUUUCCUACCUCGGCUUGGGAUAAACACCAAAUUCGUUACUGGUGACGAUCCCAAGGAAAUCGCCGCAGCUAUCGACGAUAAGACCAAGGCUGUAUACAUUGAGAGUAUCGGGAACCCUCGCUACAAUGUACCAGAUUUCGAAGCCAUUGCCAAGGUUGCGCACGAGAAGGGCGUCCCCCUUGUGGUGGACAAUACUUUUGGAGCAGGAGGCUACUUCAUCAGGCCCAUCGAUCACGGUGCGGACAUAGUCGUCCACUCGGCGACCAAAUGGAUUGGUGGCCACGGGACGACAAUCGGCGGUGUCAUCGUUGAUAGUGGCAAAUUCGACUGGGGUAAGAACGGAGCUCGAUUCCCUCAGAUGGUUGAGCCGUCAGAUGGGUACCAUGGACUUAAAUUCUGGGAAACUUUUGGGCCUAUUACCUUUGCUAUUCGUGCAAGAGUCGAGAUUCUGCGUGAUCUUGGAUCCUGCUUGAAUCCUUUUGCUGCGCAACAGCUCAUCAUCGGCAUCGAGACGCUGAGCCUGAGAGCUGAAAGACACGCACAGAAUGCACUUGCACUCGCCAAGUACCUCGAGUCUAGCCCCUAUGUAAGCUGGGUGUCGUACCUCGGAUUGCCAAAUCACGCGAGCCACGAAAUAGCCAAGAAGUAUAUGAAGAGAGGGUUUGGCGGUGUUCUCAACUUCGGAGUCAAAGGCGGCGGUACUGCUGGUAGCCAGAUCGUGGACUCAUUCAAACUGAUCUCCAAUCUGGUCAACGUAGGCGACUCGAAGACGUUGGCUGUGCACCCCUGGACGACAACGCACGAGCAACUAUCGGACGAGGAGAAGAUCAAGUCUGGCACAACCGAAGAUCUCAUCCGUAUCUCUGUUGGCACAGAACACAUCGACGACAUUAUUGCUGACUUUGAGCAAGCAUUUAAGAAGGCUGCUGCAGCGACUACGAAGGGAGAGGAGGGCGCCCCUGAGAGUGUAGCCAAGACAGAAGAAGCACCGACAGUGGCUUAGGAGCCCGUUAAUGGGUGUUGAAGCACUGGAGGAGGAUUAUACCCAUACACCAAAGAUACUAAGAUAAUUGAAAGCAAUUUAUUUUCUUGAAAUUGCAGAGUGAAUGUACUAUAGUAACUUGAAUGUGUCGAAGUUUUUUUUAUGAAUAGGAAGUUUAUUAUGUA
Molecule: messenger RNA, 2208 nt
Organism: Hypoxylon fragiforme
Lineage: Eukaryota; Fungi; Ascomycota; Sordariomycetes; Xylariales; Hypoxylaceae
Product: O-acetylhomoserine ami
Exons: 5
Coding region: 677-2044 (455 amino acids)
Biological process (GO): transsulfuration
Molecular function (GO): pyridoxal phosphate binding; transferase activity, transferring alkyl or aryl (other than methyl) groups
Source: RefSeq, a predicted model, not a curated record